GUGAAGAAGCAGCAAGUUGUAGCUCGUCACGAUGAGCCUCAACCCGAACGGCUCUCAGCCGCAGCCUGAGAUAGAAGAUAUCUCAUCUCAACAUCUUUCUGAAGUGAUUGUUGGCUGUCGUAAAUCGGAACUCGCACUCACUCAAACUCGCACCAUCAUAUCAGAGCUGAGCCAAAAACUCGACUCUUCCCCGACCUUUGAAAUCGCCACAGCCAGUGUCGCUGGUGAUGCAGAUAAGCAGACGCCCUUCAUCCUCCUCUCUAAACAGACGGGUGGAUCAGACAUUGGCAAAAGUUUAUGGACAAAUGGCCUUGAAAUGGACUUGUUGGCUGGCAAGGUCCAAUUCCUUGUCCAUUGUUUAAAGGACAUGCCAACAACGCUGCCACCGAAUUGUCUCCUUGGAGCUAUCCCUGAGCGUGAGGACUGUUCUGAUGCCGUCGUAAUGAGGUCCGACUCUGUUUUCAAAUCCAUCGAUCAAUUACCACCUGGCUCCAUAGUUGGAUCGAGUUCUUCAAGAAGAAGAGCUCUAGUUCGGCGAAACUGGCCUCAUUUGGAGGUAUUAGAGUGUCGGGGUAACCUAGAUACUCGCCUUGCUAAGCUUGACGCACCUGAUUCACCGUUUUCGUGCAUUCUCUUGGCGACUGCAGGGCUAUCACGCCUAGGACUCGGCCAUCGGAUCACGCAACGACUUGAACCUACUAUAUUCCCCUAUGCGGUUGGGCAAGGCGCACUUGGUAUCGAGCUCUGCACAGACCGCCCAGACAUCCUGCAACUUGUCCAACAUGUUGACCAUAAGCCGUCAAGAUGGCGCGGCAUGGCAGAGAGGGCGAUGCUUCGAAGUCUUCAAGGAGGAUGUUCGUCUUCAAUUGGCGUUUGGUCUUCUUUUGAGCCCCUGAAAGAAAACGAUCCGGCAGACACACAACAACAAGGCCUUGAUAGCGGCACCCUUCGUCUACGAGCUACGGUUAUCCACAUAGAAGGAUUGUCGGAAAUUUCCGCUGAGGAUGUAAGCAAUGUCCAGUGCGAUGAGGAAGCAGAGCAACUCGGUGUCUCAGUCGCGAAUAUGCUGCUUAACAAGGGGGUGCGGGAUCUAUUACCAGAACAAGUAUAAUCCAAACAACACUUGAAUGUAUAGAAUAAGCAGCAGCAACGAAAUAAUCCAUAGGUGAUCGGCGGAUAAAUAUUUUCCGUCCUGAGAGAUGGGUUCAGAG
Penicillium samsonianum is the source of this 1211-nucleotide messenger RNA. Its product is annotated as Porphobilinogen deaminase N-terminal. Lineage: Eukaryota; Fungi; Ascomycota; Eurotiomycetes; Eurotiales; Aspergillaceae. The record is from RefSeq and is a predicted model, not a curated record. Gene Ontology annotation, biological process: heme biosynthetic process. The transcript is spliced from 2 exons. Bases 32 to 1111 code for a protein of 359 amino acids. Gene Ontology annotation, cellular component: cytoplasm. Gene Ontology annotation, molecular function: hydroxymethylbilane synthase activity.